Tachysurus fulvidraco (yellow catfish) is the source of this 2639-nucleotide messenger RNA. Its product is annotated as chloride channel protein 2-like. The record is from RefSeq and is a predicted model, not a curated record. Gene Ontology annotation, biological process: chloride transport; transmembrane transport. Gene Ontology annotation, molecular function: voltage-gated chloride channel activity. Gene Ontology annotation, cellular component: membrane. NCBI's taxonomy places the organism in Eukaryota, Metazoa, Chordata, Actinopteri, Siluriformes, Bagridae. The transcript has 23 exons. The coding region runs from base 145 to 2568 and encodes 807 amino acids.
AGGGAUGAUCCUCCUCCUGCCCCAGUCAACCACUUCAUUGAUUUUGUGGUAUAUAAAAUGGACCAUCACUGCAUUUUAGCUUUUUGUGAGAUGCUGUUUGAGAGUAUUGAACUUUGAGUGUGUGUAAGUGUGUGUUUUUAAUUUAUGGCCUCUGUGGAACCUGAAGAAAAGACCACACUUCAUUCUGAAAUGCAGCAGAUGUACGGCUGCACAGAUGAGUCAAAAAACAGGAGUAGCUGCAUGGCCCGUCUUACAGGACAGAGGCAGACUGUGGAGUCCAGCCAAAAAGUCAAACGGAAGUCAUUGUGGAAGACGUUCCUAAUUUGGCACAUCGGGGAGGAAUGGAUCAUUCUCAUCCUGUUAGGAAUCAUCCCAGGCUUCCUCAGCUGGGCCAUGGAUUAUGGCAUAGACUUUGGCCUGCACUCUACGAGGAAGUUGUAUGAGAUGGCACAUUAUAACGUAUUCCUGCAGUAUCUGGCCUGGAUUUCUAUCCCCAUACUGCUGAUCUGCUUUGCCACCAUAUUUACUUGCUUUGUAGGACCACAAGCUGCAGGAUCCGGAAUCCCAGAGAUGAAGACGAUUGUAAAAGGAGUGAUGGUUAAAGAUCACCUGAGCCUCAAUACACUGCUGGCCAAACUGGUCGGUCUGACCUGCGCUCUGGGCAGUGGCAUGCCUCUAGGGAAAGAGAGUCCUUUUGUUCAUAUAGGAAGCAUCUGUGCAUUACAGCUCCACCGGUUAAGGGCGUUCAUCGGAGGUGUUAAAGCGAGUGAGUCUCAGGCCAUCGAGCUGCUGAUUACUGGUGCUGGUGUUGGAAUUGCCUGCUGCUUUGGCUCACCCAUUGGAGGAAUCCUGUACAGUAUAGAAGUGGCCACGUCAUUCGUCAUGGUCCGCUGUUACUGGAAAUGUUAUGUUGCUGCUACCAUCAGUGCCUUCGUAUUUAGAAUCCUGCCGGCGUGGAGUGGAAAAAAUGAAAAUAUUAUUCCUCUAUUUAACACUGAUUUUCGUCUGGAAUUUCCCUAUGAACUCCAUGAGUUUCUGUCCUUCACCAUCCUGGGGAUUCUGAGUGGGCUUUUUGGAGCAUGUUUUGUCUUUGUGAACGGCGUAAUGGUGCGUUUCAUCAGGAGCCCUCACCGCAUUAGCAGGUUCCUCGCCAAGACUCGUGUGCUGUAUCCCGUUAUUGUCACGCUGGUUAUCUCUACAUUGACCUUUCCUCCUGGAUUUGGACAGUUCAUGGCAGGCGAGCUCACUCAGAGGGAAACUCUCCUCGCACUUUUUGACAACCACACCUGGUCAAAACAUUUUGAAGGCCACCAUUUUGAUCACUCAGACCAUUCCGUGGCAUGGAAACACCCACGAGUCAACGUCUUCGGCACACUCGCUAUCUCGUUAAUCACAAAGUUCUUCAUGUCAGCAGUGGCCAUCUCCAUGCCUGUCCCCUGUGGAGCGUUUGUACCUGCUUUUGUCAUCGGUGCAGGUCUUGGCCGAUUAGUUGGUGAAGUGGCAGCUGUUGUUUUACCUGAAGGAGUUUAUUCAAAUGGCACUGUUUACUCUUUAAUACCUGGAAGCUAUGCUGUAGCAGGAGCAGCAGCAAUGUCUGGUGCAGCCACUCAUACCAUCUCCACAGCCAUGAUAGUUUUCGAGUUGACCGGUCAGAUCAACUUCCUCUUCCCAAUAUUAUUUUGUGUUAUAAUAGCUAAUAUCGUAGCACAAAGUCUGCAGCCAUCACUAUACGAUUCGCUCAUAUGUAUCCGGAAACUUCCGUAUCCUGUAGACAUUAGCUGGGACCACAAGGGAGAGUCUGAUAUUCGUGUGGAGGACAUCAUGGUGAACGAUGUGAAAUACAUCACGCUGAACUCCACGUACAGAGACCUGCAGGACCUCCUGCUCACAAAGCUAAGGACUCUUCCCUUAGUAAAAUGUGAAGAGUCAAAGGUAUUACUGGGUUCUAUGGAGCGUACACAGCUGCAGGCGCUGCUGUCCAAUCAGCUCAGCCGAAUGCGGAGACUCAAAUACGUCCAUCGGCAAGCACAGAACAAGGAAGAUGUCCUUGAGACCUCUGUAGUUGGACCAUCUGAGUCGUUUUCUUCACCAUUAACAGAGAGAGGUUACGAAGGUUCAGAUGUUACCAUUAAAAGCCUCUUGUGUGGCCAUUCUAGUGUGGAUAUAGAGGAGGAUCCUGAUGUGAAAGAUACUAUGACAAUGAGAGAGAUCAUCACGUGGGAAGAGCAACAGCUUGAUGAAAAGGUCGACUUUAACCUCUGUAAGAUUGACCAUGCCUCUGUACAGAUAUUAGAAAAAACCUCUCUGCAGAAGGUCCACAAGAUCAUCUCAAUGAUGGCUUUGGACCAUGCAUAUGUCACAAGUGUCGGGAGACUUGUAGGAGUUGUGUCACAUAAAGAGCUCCGGAAGGCCUUUGAGACUUCAGUAAAGGUUUCAGGAGCCAAAGCACACGCACCAAUGGCCAGCUUUAGAGAGAACAGCGCCAGGUUUAGGAAGACGGCAACACCAGAGGCCACAGAGCUCCACAAACUUCUGGGUAGCCAAACGAAUCUGAACCAGAUCACUUAACAUUACAGCUAAAUCACUGUACUGUUGAAAUGUGACACUUACCUAUAACAUUAAAAGUUCAUUCAACAGUU